UAAAAAUGUUAUUUAAAACGUAUUGUGCAAGCAGGAUGACAACAACUAAAUGACCAAGAUUUACAUCUCCUUGAGGUUUCCAUAGGAUGACAUGUUGUCAUUAUUCAGGUGCGUUAAGCGUCAGAAAAUUAAAUGAAGAAAUGGCCUCAUUGUCAUCCAGUAUAGAAAUGGAUUUUCUGACUUGCUCCAUUUGUUUGGAAGUCUACAAUGACCCCAAAACUCUUCCGUGUCUGCAUUCGUUUUGUGCAGAUUGUAUUGAUAAUUACACGAAGGAGAAUAACAGUAAGGCAGAACAUCCUUGUCCGGAAUGUAGAGAAACGUUUCAUCUUCCUGAAGGAGGUGUUGGUCGAAUGAAAACCAACUUCUGUUUAAAGAACCUUGUUGAAUUUGUCUCAUCGACCACAAUAACGUCGAAAAAAUGUUCAUUUUGUCGUUUAAACGGCGAAGACUUUGAGGCAACCGCAAAAUGUUUAACUUGUGAAGAUUUUCUUUGUCCCGAAUGCGCGGAUCACCGCCAUAGAUCAACAACAUUAACAUUUCAACAUCGAGUUGUUCCCCUUGCUGAUGUGUCAGCUGGAAAAUAUAACGAUGAAAUUCGUGCACAGCAAAAAAUUCCUUGUGGAAAACACGAAUCAGAAGAAUUACGAUUCUUUUGUGAAACUUGUGACGUUCCAGUGUGCCGAGACUGCAUUGUUCUCGGUCACCAGAACCACAAGUGCCUGGCUCCAUCAGAUGCAAGAAAGCACUUGGAUGAGAAGCUUGACUCUCUCAUGACCUCUUUGAGAAGAAAACUAACAGAUACUGAUAUUGGGAUGAAAACAAUUGUUUCUGAAUUGAAUAAAGUAGAAACAGGUAAAAAACAUUUCAAAGAGACAUUAGAAAUAGAAAUGAAUACCAUCUUAAGGGAAAUUAUGAAUUCAAAAUCCUUAGUUGAAAUUGAAUUUGAUGAAUUGGUAAAAUCAACAGAAAUCGACCUUCACCAAAAAAUGGACGCUAUCGAAGCAAAUAAAAAAAUGCUUGAUAAUACCUUUUUCUUUUGCAAUAGCAUUUUGAGACGUGGAAGCGAUAUGGAGAUUCUUUCUAUGACAAAAGAGAUGAAAGAGCGUUUAUCAAUUCUGCAAACGCAGAAUAAUUUUGAAAACUGCAUAAUAGAAAACAUUGAUUUGCCCGUUUUUCAUUUUUGUAAGAAGAAAUCUAUUUUUCAAUUGAUUAAAUAUAACAGGGAUUCCCAAGAAAAUGUCAAUAAAAUUUCUACAAAGUCCCAGGAGAAAAAAGGAUAUGUUAAUAAAACAUGGCCCCAUCUAACACAUGCGAUUCAAUUAAAUGAAAAUACAAAUGACUGCAAUUCAAUUUUCAGCAGUGUGGCUUGGGUAGACGGAGAUAGAAUUGCAAUUGUCGAUCAAAAAAAGGAAACGUUAAACAUCAUCUCAAAAAUAUACUCGGAAGUUAAGUCGGUAGUUAUAUCCAACUGCACGGAAAUAAGUUCUUUAAAGGAAGGAAUGGUUUGUAGAACAACACAAAACAAUUUACAUAUUCUUAGUAGUUCCUUAACAAUAUUAAAAACUUUUCCGCAGGCUUUGACGAUGUUGACAUCGAAUGCAACAUCAAGUAAACCAUGUUGGAUGAUCAACAACGAUUUCAUAUGUGUAUUAGAAAAGCAAGAAGUCAAACAAAUUCGUGUUUGGGAUUUCAACGAUGGGCCACUUUUGAGAAAGCCUAAAUUUGGACAUGUUUUGUCAAACGGAAAGUUUGCAAUUUCGGAUUGGAAAAUGAAUUGCGUAUUCAUCAUCAGCAGAUCAGGACAAGUGGACCGUAGAAAAUAUUGCACUUAUGAUGGUUCACCUCCAGGUGCUAUUUCAUCAGAUUCGAGCAAUAAUAUUUAUGCAUGCGUCGAAAUGAAAAAUAUCGUUGUUGUUUUCGAUCUAUCUGGGAAGACAUUGCGUUCCAUAAAUAUAGGUUCCAUUGUACAAAACCCUAGAAGUCUAUCCGUUAAUGGAGAUAACAACUCGCAAAUGUUGAUUGCAAACAGAAAAUCUGUCGUUAUUAUUGAGCUUUUCUAAGUUUUUUCAUAGUCUUAAAGUUAGACCUAACCAUAUGAUUUUUAUUGUGCAUUUUCAUAGACUUUUUUUUACCAGAUUAAUUUGAUUCUUGAUGAAGUUUGUGACUCGCAUAUCAAUAGCAAAAUCAAUUUAAAUCUGCCAAUUUUUAAUUAAGACAAUUCUAUCCUUUAUUUACAAUGAAAAUAAAUUUAAACAGUAGAAUAUCAUGAAAUAGCGGUUAUCAAUAUAUUUGUAGUCACACUAUAUCAUCAUACAGAGGUCGUUGAUUUUGAUUGAUUUUAAUGGAUGUACUUUGCAAUUUUUGUGUUUUUAUCGAGACAAUCUUAUAUAUAAUAAUGCUUAUGCUUACAAUAACAUACACUCAUAUUAGUCCGCUUUGAUUAAAUGAAAACCUAUAGAGCUAUUUUUAUUUGUCUUAUAAAAAAAAUAAGUUUCAAAGUGGUAUUGGACACCUUAAUGUAUCCAUAUGGAUGAACGUUCAUCAUGUUUAAUAUGAAAUCAUCUUUUGUAAAUUUCAAAUUGUACAGUAUUUGGUCAUUUAAUGAAUUUUAAAAAUGUGUAUUAAAGAAAAUAAUGUAAAAGGCCAAGCGAGUACCGACCGCACAAUUUGAAGAUCAGUAGCUGAUUACCUUUUAAACCUAUUGCAGUCCAUCUAACUCUGGGACAUCAUAUAUCAGUUAGGGGGUCUUGCAGGCAGGCUUGAAACACAUCAGACAUUUUAAUUUUACCAACGUCAUUUGGAGCCAUAUUCUUCAUACAGCUAGAUUGGUGCAAAACAGUCUUAUUAUCUUGAGAAAACUCAGGUUCGACUCGAUCAGAACAUUACUUCAUAUCAAUAUCUUAUCAUAUACCAAGAGUCUUUAAAAAAUACGAAUAAUGUAGGGUCCUUAUAAAAAAAAAUUAAAAUCAUGUUAAAUUGCCAUAGAAAGUCAUCAAACCGAUUAGAACAAUGGCUGCCAUAAUUAAAAUUAACCGAGUAUCUGAAGUCAUGUACCCUUAUUAUAAGCCUUAUUUCUUUUUUGCUGAUUUUUUUUUCUUCAGAAACUCGUUGCAUACGUAAAUUUUGCAUUCGCUGUUUUUGCUAAGCAUUAAAAUGAGAGCUUCAUGUUGCACACAUUUUAGCAAGCACACUGCAAGACUAGAUAAGUACAUUUGUACAUGUAGCUGAUUAUUUUAUUUCUCUAUCUGCAUGAACUUUUACAAAGAGCAUCUCAGACUGUUUGAGUUUGAAGUUUCAAACUAUCUACUCAAAGUGUACUGUAUGCACGAUACGAUAAUCUAAGUAAAAAUGGGAAUCUCUGUAAUUCGUUUAAUUAAGCUAUAAAUUUGAUUUUAUUAAUUUAUUCAGGAAAAAAGGAACGACUUUUCGUAAAUAUUGCAAAAUAACCUCCUCGAAAUGUUGUUUUAAACUCUAUGUAGUUGUUACCCCAUAUAAUAUUGUUGAUUAUGUGCAUAUACCCGAUGGGCGUGGUCAUAAUGACACGAGGGAGCGUAGCUCCCGAGUGUCGUUAUGACCACGCCCAUCGGGUAUCUGCACAUAAUCAACAAUAUUAUACGGGGUAAGUUACUUGUACCAUUGUUUACUAACAUCAUUAUAUAUUGUAAAACAUGUAGUUAUUUGGUGCACACUUGCCUAUAUACAGAAUGGUACCAAUUUUGGUGACUUUACAAUGCACUGUGUAUUUCAUGUAUUACUAUUGUAUAACUUUCUAUCCACAUUAAAAGAUAAACGUUAUUUUGUCUUAUACAAUCAUUAAAAAAAAUCAUAUAAAUA
This is a messenger RNA of Magallana angulata, 3834 nucleotides long. RefSeq names its product E3 ubiquitin-protein ligase TRIM56-like. NCBI's taxonomy places the organism in Eukaryota, Metazoa, Mollusca, Bivalvia, Ostreida, Ostreidae. Gene Ontology annotation, molecular function: ubiquitin-protein transferase activity; zinc ion binding. Gene Ontology annotation, cellular component: chromatin; nucleoplasm. Bases 87 to 2060 code for a protein of 657 amino acids. Gene Ontology annotation, biological process: positive regulation of DNA-templated transcription. The transcript has 2 exons. The record is from RefSeq and is a predicted model, not a curated record.